ACCAGGAAGCGAAUGGCGGAAAUGUAAAUCCACCUCACGCUUCAAGCGGAGAUUUAAGUGAAGAUAACACUCUUGUUUUUUUGAAAGGAGGGGACAGCCAAUUAAUAAGCGACAAAUGUCAUCUCACGAAAACGGCGGACCCUUUUAAGAGGACGAUGUCGUGGCGUCUGAGCACCUGGCUAGCUCGCUAACUAAGUCAAUGGGCGCACAGACAGCCAGUCAGUGACUGAGGGGACUGACAGCCUGCCAGAUUUACACCGACACAUGGCCCUGCUCCUCAGCUAGCCGAGGGAGAGACGACACCAGCGAAAUGUUCCAGAAAACAUCGUUCACCACUCUGAUCGUGGGAGUGUUUGUGGUGUACGUGCUCCACACCUGCUGGGUGAUGUAUGGGAUAGUGUACACCAAACCCUGUGACAGCCCCAGAGGAGACAACUGUAUCACACCGUUCCUAGCGGGGAAACCUAAACUACAGUUGAGCGUCUACAGUGCGCUGCGGCCCAAUGCAGAUGGAGGACACACUCUUAUCCACAAAGAGGAGAGCUUUGAUGUCAGCACCAGGUUUGAGAGGACGGUGAACGUCUCCCUCCCUAAGAAGACCCGCAACAAUGGGACUUUGUACGCCUUAAUAUUUGUCCAUCAAGCUGGCGUCACCCCAUGGCAGGAUCCAAGACAAGUCCACCUGGUGGCUCAGCUCACCACAUACAUGGUCCCAAAGCCUCCUGAAAUCUCUCUGAUCGCCGGAGAUGACCAAACACAGGGCCAGAAAGAGGAACCCCAGCAGCAGAAGCAGCGUCAGGGAAGCCCUGCAGCAGGGGCCGGAGCUGGAGACGGACCCUCCUCCGUGUCGGAUAACCCGGUUUCCCACUGGCGCAGCCGCCUGACACUCAACGUUGUCAGCGACCACUUCGUCUUUGAUAGAGAAUACCUGCCUAGUGACGUACACAGAUACCUCACAGUCUUCCAGAAUGGUAGGAAGAUGGUGUAUCUACCUCUGCUGUUUGUCGACGAACUCAGUAACCGAGUCAAGGACCUGGUGGAGAUCCACAGUACCACCAAGGAGCUCCCUCUGACCAUCUCCUACGACUCCAUAUCUCUGGGAAGACUACGAUUCUGGAUCCACAUGCAAGACGCUGUCUACUCACUGCAGCAGUUUGGUUUCACUGAGAAAGAUGCUGAUGAGAUAAAAGGAAUCUUUGUCGACACCAACCUGUACUUCCUGGCUCUCACUUUCUUCGUCGCAGCCUUCCAUCUCCUCUUUGACUUCCUGGCCUUCAAAAAUGACAUCAGCUUCUGGAAACAGAAGAAAAGCAUGGUGGGAAUGUCCAGCAAAGCAGUGCUGUGGCGAUGUUUCAGCACCAUCGUGAUCUUCCUCUAUCUGUUCGAUGAGCAGACCAGCCUGCUGGUGCUCAUACCUGCCGGCAUUGGCUCCAUCAUUGAGGUGUGGAAGGUGAAGAAGGCCUUUAAGAUCCAGGUUUUCUGGAAAGGAGGCAAACCGACAUUCUUGUUUGGGAAGUUAGAUGAAUCAGAGAGGAGAACAGAAGAGUACGACACUCUGGCAAUGAAAUAUCUCUCAUAUCUGCUGUACCCGUUGUGUAUUGGAGGAGCUGUGUAUGCACUAAUAUUCCUACGAUAUAAGAGCUGGUACUCUUGGUUGAUCAACAGUUUGGUCAACGGUGUGUAUGCCUUCGGCUUCCUCUUCAUGCUUCCUCAACUGUUUGUCAACUAUAAGCUGAAAUCUGUGGCCCACCUGCCCUGGAAAGCCUUCAUGUACAAGGCAUUCAACACCUUCAUCGACGAUGUGUUUGCCUUCAUCAUCACCAUGCCAACGUCCCACAGACUGGCCUGCUUCAGAGAUGACGUGGUCUUUCUCAUUUACCUCUACCAGAGAUGGCUCUAUCCAGUGGACAAGACAAGAGUGAACGAAUACGGAGUUUCUUAUGACGAGCCGCCCAAAGGAAAGAGUCACAAGGACUAGAAAAGAAAGACUGGCUCUCGGCUGGUCUGGCCUAGUAUCUGCUGGUUUGGUCUGCUGUCCACUGGGCUUGUCUGGUAUCCAUUAAUCUUGUCUGGUCUGGUAUCUACUGUAGUUUCUACUGGGCCGGUGUGAGAAUCCAGACUUGUGAACAAACAUGCACCAGAAGAAAAAUGCUGUUUUUUUGUGUCUGGUCAGGCGGUUGUAAAUGGACCAGGUGCAUAAACACAACCUUAUGGUUUUAUUUUUUCCCCACACUAAACCCAUAAUGCAAAGUGUUGAAAAGUACAAAUCUCCUUCUCACAGUCUGGAAACUCUUUAUGCAUCUGGCCCAUGGACUGAACAAUGUGAAUGGCUUUUUCCUCUCUGUGUUUGGGGCAAAGAAAGGACACUAGAGUUGGAAAACAGUGUAUCCUUUUGAUAUUAAUGAUUUUAAAAGCCCCUUAUUAUAGGAAUUCAGCUUUUGCUUUAUUUAUACACAUGUAUAGUUAAAAUUUGGGUUUGUUAGAGUGGUUAAAUUGAAAAUUACUGCAUUUUUAAAAAUACACCAGAUUUUACAGCCAGUUUCACCUUUUAAAGUUACAUGUAACAAAGAGGAUUUACUGAUUUGAGCAUGUGCACCUUUGCAGAAAUUCAGGAGCUACCCAGAAACCGCUGUCAGCACCAUUAUUCAUGCUUUUUUUACUGCCAGUCCGCAGUCUUAAUAACUGCAUAAAAGGGAAUAUUUCCCCCUAAGACCUUGGAGUCAGACCCAUAUAAUCUGAGCUGGAUCUGCUUUGCCUCAUCUGAUACGGUACGUGUUCAAGUGUGAUGUUGAAACUGGGUUCUUACAUGGCGCUGACUGAGUGGUUGUGAGAGGCUUGUAAUGGUGCUUGACAUUGAAUAGACUGCACUAGAAAUUUGUGCACUAAAAACCUAAAAUAGUCUGCCUAAGUGAAAUAACACUUGAAGCCUAAUGGGUACUAGGAGCAGUGUAACAUACCGACAAAUGAAAACAUGAAAGGACAGAAAAGAACAAGCGAACAAAUUUUGCUCUUUUGCAUACAUCGCCACUUUAACAUUCAUUGCUGCAGCUGCAGUGUGACUUCAAUUUUUCUCGGUCCAGUUUCACGUCCGCUCAUUUUGUCUGCCAGUGACAGACGUUAAGCCCAAACUAAACAAAAAACAAAGCAGCUGCUGGCAUAUUUUUUUUAAACCACAGAAUCACUUUGUGUUUUUAAUGUCACCUUCAGUUGUACAAAGGAAAGGCUUAUUCUGGUCCUGCUGCUGCCGGGGUUCAGGACGACUGGGCUGCAGGUAGUGAUGCUGUUUGGUCCCAAAGACUCCAGCAGCAUGUGGAUCUCCUCCAUCUUGUUUGCAUCACAGGUGCUAGUCUUUCUCUUCUCUCUAUGUCUGUCCUUCAAAGAGAAUUAUGUGUGCACAAAUAUUGAUUGGGCUGCGCUCAGCAACAGGACUAAAAUGUGAAUUAGUGCAUUACAAAUUACGCUCAGAUUGCCCCUAACAAACAUUGUCUGUCUGCUUUUUUUUUUUUUUUUUUUUUUUUUUAUAAAGCUGCCCUGAGGAAACAUGAUGAUUUUUUUAUGAUCACAAAUUGCAGUGGACUAAAAGAGUGCAAUUUGAGAACUAGUUUGGCUCCAUCUGUUUUUGGAACCAAACUCUUUCAUAAAAAAAUUUAAAAAAUGUUUCCUCACAGAAGUGGAAUGAAUUGAUUGGACAUUCCCCAUCAUCAACAUUUCUGAUUAGUUCACUGGCCCGCUUUAGGCGAAGGUGGAGAGUACCGAGAUAUUUUACUCAAGUGGAUACACUGUUACUGCAGAUAAAUGUGCAGAUACACUGUAAAUAAUUCAGUCACAGUUUUAGUGUUUCAGUGAGAAUAGCUCGUUGAAAAGAUGUUUAUGUAUGCUCUCGCUUUUGAACAUAAUCAGUUUGUGGAUGUUUCACAGUUGUCACCCGAAAUAAUCAAAAUAGAUAAAGCUAAAUUCAAUUGUGGAGAGUUUAAUGUAACUGUUGUACCUGCUGCUCUUUGGUCUAAAAGUAAUGAAUAUGCAUGUAAAAAGUAGGAACAAAUUUUUAAAAUGAUCAAGACAGAAGUUAAGAAAAAUGUAGUCCUAAAAAAAAAAAAAAAAAAGCAUUACUUAAAAGUGCACAACCCAAACUUGAGUCAUUUUAACGAUGUACUUUCCA
Molecule: messenger RNA, 4159 nt
Organism: Myripristis murdjan (pinecone soldierfish)
Lineage: Eukaryota; Metazoa; Chordata; Actinopteri; Holocentriformes; Holocentridae
Gene: clptm1l
Product: CLPTM1 like
Exons: 18
Coding region: 311-1978 (555 amino acids)
Cellular component (GO): endomembrane system; membrane
Source: RefSeq, a predicted model, not a curated record